Messenger RNA from Xenopus tropicalis (tropical clawed frog), 2944 nucleotides. RefSeq names its product anaphase promoting complex subunit 5 (gene anapc5). The record is from RefSeq and is marked provisional. Gene Ontology annotation, cellular component: nucleus; spindle; anaphase-promoting complex. Gene Ontology annotation, biological process: protein ubiquitination. NCBI's taxonomy places the organism in Eukaryota, Metazoa, Chordata, Amphibia, Anura, Pipidae.
CUGAGACGGAGCUUCUGUCUCAGCCAUGGCAAGUGUUCACGAAAGCCUAUACUUUAACCCCAUGAUGACUAACGGGGUAGUUCACGCCAAUGUGUUCGGUAUCAAGGACUGGGUGACACCAUACAAGAUCUCAGUGCUGGUGCUGCUGAGCGAGAUGACCAAAGAUACGAAAAUUAGCUUGGUGGAGAAGAGGCGCUUAAACAAGCAAAUCCUUCCCCUCUUGCAGGGACCAGAUAUGACUCUCUCAAAAUUAAUUAAGAUUGUUGAAGAGUGCUGUCCACAUGUAGCAAGCUCUGUCCAGAUCAGAAUAAAGUUGAUGGCUGAAGGAGAACUGAAGGACAUGGAGCUAUUCUUUGAUGAUCUUGCAGAUUCUUUCACAGGAACUGAACCUGAAGUGCAUAAAACAAGUGUUGUUGGACUUUUCCUUCGACACAUGAUCUUGGCAUACAACAAACUUUCCUUCAGUCAGGUAUACAAACUGUACACAUCAUUGCAGCAGUAUUUUCAGAGUGAGAAAAGCAAGGCCACUUCAAAGCCAGAUAGUAAUGAGGGAGACAUGGAUCUUAGUAACACCGAGGAGGAAGAAGGAAAACUAGAGAAAGAAGAUCUGGAUUUUCCUAUUGGGGAGGAAGACUUGGCUUGCAACGGCCCUUUAUCUCAGAAACAAGCAGAAUAUUUCCUGUCUCAACAGGCUUCUUUACUGAAGAGUGAUGAGAGCAAGGCCCUGCCCCCAGUUUUACUGCAAAAGGAACUGAAUAAUUUGCUGAAAUUCAACCCUGAUUUUGCAGAAGCUCAUUACUUAAGCUAUUUAAACAGCCUACGUGUUCAAGAUGUGUUCAGCUCAACACACAGCCUCUUGCAUUACUUUGAUCGUUUAAUUCUCACCGGUGCAGAGAGUAAAAGUAAUGGAGAUGAAGGAUAUGGGCGGAGUUUGCGAUAUGCUGCACUGAAUCUUGCUGCCUUGCACUGCCGCUUUGGACACUAUCACCAAGCGGAACUUGCACUUCAGGAGGCAAUCAGGAUAGCACAGGAGUCCAGUGACCAUGUGUGUUUGCAGCACUGCUUGAGCUGGCUGUAUAUCCUGAAACAUAAGAAAGGUGUAGACAGCAGUGUUUUAUUGGAACAUUCUGUGAAGAAAGCCAUACACUUUGGACUACCAUAUUUGGCCUCCCUAGGCAUACAGUCCUUGGUUCAGCAGAGAGCUUUGGCAGGGAAGACAGCUGACAAACUCAUGGAUGCCCUGAAGGACUCUGAUCUUCUUCACUGGAAACACAGCCUGUCAGAACUUAUUGACAUCAGUACAGCUCAAAAGACAGCAAUUUGGAGACUGUAUGGACAGAGUACCAUGGCACUUCAGCAAGCCCAGAUGCUCCUUAGUAUGAACAGCUUGGAUGCUGGAAAUGUUGGGGUUCACCAGAACAACACAGAAUCUUUUGCUGUGGUUCUCUGCAAUCUUGCUGAGCUUCAUGCAGAACAGGGUUGUUUUUCAGCGGCUUCCGAAAUCUUAAAGCAUUUAAAAGAGCGAUUCCCUCCUAAUUCCCAGCAUGCAAAGCUUUGGAUGCUGUUUGACCAGAAAAUUCAGUUUGACAGAGCAAUGAAUGAUGGCAAAUAUCAUACAACUGAGUCACUGGUAACUGGCAUUACUGCACUAAACAGCGUGGAGGGAUUGUACAGGAAGGCUAUUGUCUUAAAAGCUCAAAACCAAACUGCAGAAGCCCAUAAAAUUCUACAAGUGCUGCUUAGUCACUGUCAGAAGAUAAAGAACAUUGAAAUGGUGAUUCGAGUCCUGCUGUCCUUAGCAGAGCUAUACUGGAGGUCUUCCUGCCAUCCUGUAGCAUUGCCAGUUUUACUUAAGGCCUUGGCUCUGUCACGAGAAUAUAGACUCCAGUCUCUAGCUUCAGAAACUGUGCUCAACUUGGCUUUCUCUCAGCUCAUGCUAGGAAUUCCAGAACAAGCAUUAAGCAUACUACAUAUGGCAAUUGAGCCCAUUCUGGCUCAUGGUGCUGUGCUGGAUAAAGGUCGUGCCAUGUUUCUGGUCGCCAAAUGUCAAGUAGCUUCAGCUGCAUCCUACACUCUACAAAAGAAAACUGAAGCUUUGGAGUCAGCCAUUUUAAACCUUAAUGAAGCAAAAGCAUACUUUGCAAUGGUGGACUGCAAAGAGCAGAUCCGGGACAUCCUGUACUUACAAGCUAGGCUGUACAACACUUUGGGGAACAUACAAGAAAGGAACAAAUGCUCAAUGCUUUUCCGCCAGAUGCAUCAAGAGCUUCCUUCUCAUGGGGUAUCAUUAGUUAUUCGCCUGUAGGAAUGUUGCUGCCAAGUGAUACAGUACUGUGACUGCUCCUGUACACAGCAAAUCCCACUUUCUGGGGGUAAAUUGCCCUGGACCAUUCACUGGUGGGAUAUUGGUCUCGAAGGAAGACCUUCUGGAUAAAGGUUAUGCAAUGCAUAAAGAUGUCCUCUUGAAAGCUACUUCAUAAACAGUGAUUUUCAGGACAAGUUUUUUUUCAGAUGAAUUUUUCAGAUGAAUGUAUGCAGCUGAAUGCGGCACCUUUUUCUACAGCCUACCUGAGAGCUUUGCUGCCUUUAUUUCAAAAUAUCCAUUUCACCGGAUUCUGUUAUGGUAGGGCAUACAGAUCUCAGCCGAACAAUGUAGUGGAAUAUGUAGUGUUCUCAACAUUAUGAACUUGUUUAUAUUGGUAUGGGAAGUACUGUCUGGGGUGUUUAAAUUAAUUUUUAUGCUAAAAGUGUAUUCACUGUUAAACCCGCUCUCGAGCAAUAUCCACUUCAUAAAUUAAAUAUGCAAGUUUUCAGUAAAAUGCAGUGCAAAAUUGAUUUCAAGCUUCCUAAGGUGUGAAGACUGGGAAAGACUCACUGCCACCCAAAAAGCUGUGCUGCUGUUUCAUGUGCUGUUGAAACAUUCAAUAAAUUCUGCAUCAGGUUU